CUUUAAGUCUACGUAAUGGCGAGACUCUGAUUUGAUGCUUUGUAGCGGUUCAGACACCUCACAUAAUCAAAACAACAGAACCAAGAGUCUACGAUACGACAAAGUUGCAGAUUUUAAACAUCAUGCCUGUGGCAGCCACCGGCACAGAGCAUUUGCUCCAGAUGCUGGACACUGUGAGUGACAGCAACAGCUCCACCACUGCCAAUGAUCUGGACCUCAUCUUCCUCAAGGGCAUCAUGGAGAGCCCAGUGAGCCCAGAGAGCCUCGAGGAGACGCGACUGGAGGCCGUGAGGGACAAUAAUGUAGAGCUGGUGCAGGACAUCCUGAGAGAGCUCAGUCCCUUUACACACCACAGCAACACGGCUGCUGAGCUCUCUCACAUUCUCAACCAGCCACACUUUCAGUCACUGCUGGAGACCCACGACUCUGUGGCCGCCCAGACUUGCGAGACUCCGCCCAGCAGCCCCUGUGCUUUUAUGGAACCGCCCAUCAACAGCAUCCCGGUACCAGCUGAUGCCAUACGCAUGGUGGGCAUACGGAAAGUGGCUGGGGAGCACUUGGGUGUGACGUUCCGUAUUGAGAAUGGAGAACUUGUGAUUGCACGUAUUCUUCACGGUGGGAUGAUCGAUCAGCAGGGUCUGCUCCACGUAGGUGACAUCAUCAAAGAGGUGAAUGGGAAAGAGGUUGGUGAUGACCCACGUGUGCUGCAGGAGAUGCUACAGGAGACCAGCGGCAGCGUGGUGCUCAAAAUCCUGCCCAGUUACCAGGAGCCACACCCACCCAGACAGGUUUUUGUGAAGUGUCAUUUUGAUUAUGAUCCGGCCAAUGACAACCUCAUACCUUGCAAAGAGGCGGGACUUAGGUUCUCAAGCGGAGACAUUCUUCAGAUUGUUAACCAGGAAGAUGUAAACUGGUGGCAGGCAAGUCAUGUAGAGGGAGGCAGCGCUGGACUGAUUCCCAGUCAACUUCUGGAGGAGAAGAGGAAAGCUUUUGUAAAAAUAGAUGUGGAGCUUUCACCAGCAGCUAAUCUCUGUACUGGAAUUGUCGGCAAGAAAAAGAAGAAAAUGAUGUAUCUGACUACAAAAAAUGCAGAGUUUGACAGGCACGAGUUACUGAUCUAUGAGGAGGUCGCAAAAGUCCCUCCGUUUCGCAGGAAGACGCUGGUUCUGAUUGGUGCGCCUGGAGUGGGCAGACGAAGCCUGAAGAACAAGCUGCUUGUGUCGGAUCCUCAGCACUUUGGCACCACUAUUCCCUACACCUCUAGGAAGCCUAAAUCAGGAGAAAGAGAGAGUAUGAUGUAUGCUUUCACAUCCAAGAGUAAGAUGGAAACUGACAUCAAAGCUGGCCGCUACCUUGAACAUGGUGAAUAUGAUGGUAACCUCUACGGCACCAAGAUCGACUCCAUCCACGAAGUAGCAGAGGCUGGACGCAUCUGCAUCCUGGACGUCAACCCACAGGCCCUAAAGAUCCUCAGGACAUCAGAGUUUCUACCAUACGUGGUGUUCAUCAAAGCUCCUGAGUUUGAGGUGCUAAAAUCCAUGAAUAGAUCUGGGAUUGAAGCAGGAGUGGUGACCAAACACCUAACCGACGCAGAGAUAAAGAGGACGGUGGACGAGAGUGCCAAGAUUCAGAGAGUGUACGAACCCUACUUUGACCUCACCAUAGUAAACGAUGACUUGGAUCAGUCAUACAGAAACCUUAAGGCCGCAUUAGAAAAACUGAAGGGAGCGCAACAGUGGGUCCCAGUUGGGUGGGUCUUUUAAAUGUAAAGCAUGAUGGAGCGCAGCACAGCAGCAAGUAUUGAGUGCUACCCAGAUCAUAUCAUAAACCUUGUGCCAAUGUUACCAGUCUGAGAAACGUAACUUCUCCAUGUUUCAUCUCUGAAGUCUAUUUUUAUUAUUAUUAGGCUCUGUUAGAGUAAACUGUAGUUGCAUCGUCUCAUGUCAACCAUAGUUUGUUUUCUUAUACAUUCCCAAUACAGCUCUAUUUUAGGAAGGAAUAUAUUUACAUUGAAUGAUACAAUUUGAACACUGAGAUUACUGUGAUGAGUACAUCAUAGAAACAGUAGGCAAAUAUUGCCUAAAAUAAUAUUUUGAUACACUCAUCGUGCAGUAUUAUGCAGACAUGUAGGGGUUUCCGAUGGCCGUUUUUAUAGAGCUUUGAGUUUAGUCAACUUUAUAUUUGCAUAUCCUCUUUACAAUUUUGUGGCAAUAAAUUUUCAUUAAAAAAAGAUCAAGAGACCAAAUAUCGUUUUUACACAUUAAACAAGUGUUUGAGCAUGACAUUAAGACUUGUUUAUAAAAAGACCUUUGAAGAUCUCGUUUGUGUAAAAUCACUGCAUGUGUCUGUGUAUUAAGGUCAUCUGCUCUUACUAGCUGCAAACAUCAUGACGUAUUUAUUAUAAUGCUGUAAAUGCUUAUUCGAUGACUACAUGUCUUUUUCUUACAGGCAAAUCCUCUCUACUUUUUUAUUCUAUAGAAGCAUAAUUUUUCUCAAAUGCUAAUUUAUAUUCACCAAUUAUCAUUCAUGGCAAUUAUAUUCAACGAUAUCUCAUGGCAAUUCGUAUGUAUUUUACAAGGUGGCUAUAAUACGUACGGCCAAAUUUGUUUAUUUUUCUACGAUUUGGUUUUGCGUCGCGACGUUGGGGUUAGGGUUGGGGUUUCAUUCACUGUUUUUUUUAUAAUACUUGUAUGUUUUGUACGAUUCACUUCGUAUGAAUACGAAUUUGCCAAAUCGUAAAAUAUGUAUGAAUUCUUGUGAGAUCAGGCUGUUUAUACUUGCCGUGAAUCCUGGCAGCUACUGUUUAUUGGUUUAUAUUGUUUAUAUUUAUGUGCAAUGUGUGUGUGUGUGUGUGAAUCAGAAUUUUAGUUUUGAUAUUACAUUUUCUACAUUUGAUCAGAUUAUGGUAUUAGCUAAAAUCAUGUUUCACUUGCAAAAUCACUGUAUGUUUUCAAGAACAAUCUGUAAAUGCCUGAUGUUUCAAAUAAACGUUUGGGGA
Molecule: messenger RNA, 2998 nt
Organism: Paramisgurnus dabryanus
Lineage: Eukaryota; Metazoa; Chordata; Actinopteri; Cypriniformes; Cobitidae
Source: RefSeq, a predicted model, not a curated record